AUGGACCAGCUCGGGAGUGAUAUGGUCGUCGAGCCUGAGUUCGACGAGAAGCAGGAUGUUGCCAUUAUCACCAACGACGGCGAUGACACCAUGGACGAGGUCGAUGGCGACGAUGAGCCCCGCGCCGACGAAUACGACGCCUUCUUCAAGAAGCACAUGCCCGAGCUACCAGAUCAGGAGACUGAAGCAGAGGCAUAUGACACAUGGGAAAUCAAAGACUGGCGAACGCUUACCAGGCGGGAGCAUGGCCCUGUCUUCGACUGCGGUGGCAUUCCCUGGCGCAUACUCUUCUUCCCCUUUGGCAACAAUGUCGAUUUCGCCUCCUUCUACCUCGAACAGGGCUAUGACGAGAAGAAGGUGCCCGAGGACUGGUACGCCUGUGUGCAGUUCAUGCUCGUCCUAUGGAACCCAAACGAUCCCUCCAUGUUCAUCACACACACCGCUACCCACCGCUUUACCGCCGAUGAGGGAGACUGGGGCUUCACACGCUUUGCUGAGCUUAGGAGGCUAUUCUCGGCUAGCUGGGACGAAAGAGGUCGGCCCAUGGUGGAGGAUAAUGCAGCAAACGUCACAGCUUACGUCCGAGUACUGAAAGACCCAACUGGCGUUCUGUGGCACAACUUCAUAAAUUACGACUCCAAAAAGGAAACCGGCAUGGUCGGGCUCAAGAAUCAGGGCGCUACCUGUUAUCUGAACUCCCUUUUACAGUCAUUAUUCUUCACCAAUGCUUUCCGACAGGCCGUCUACCAGAUACCGACCGAGAAAGAAGAGAACCGCACCGAUAGCGCAUUUGCUCUGCAGAGAUUAUUCUACCUCCUGCAAACGUCCAACACCGCUGUUGCGACUACUGAUUUGACACACUCCUUUGGAUGGGACUCGAAACAGAUCUUCGAGCAACAAGAUGUACAAGAGUUAUCGCGCGUACUCAUGGACAAGCUCGACGAGAAAAUGAAGGGAACGGAAGCCCAAGGUGCGCUCGAGCGGAUGUUCGUCGGGAAAAUGAAAACCUACAUAAGUUGUAUCAACGUAGCCUACGAAUCCUCGCGGAUGGAAGAGUUCUGGGACAUCCAGCUAAACGUCAGCGGCAACAAGAACCUCGACGACAGCUUCAAGGACUACAUCCAGGUCGAGACUAUGGACGGCGAUAACAAAUACCACGCCGAAGGACACGGUCUGCAAGAUGCGAAGAAGGGCGUCAUCUUCGAGUCGUUCCCACAGGUCCUCCAUCUUCAACUGAAACGCUUCGAAUAUGACAUACAACGCGACGCCAUGAUGAAAGUUAACGAUCGCUACGAGUUCCCUGAGAUUUGGGAUGCGGCGCCGUAUCUCUCCGAGACCGCCGACCGAUCGGAGCCCUGGAUCUACCACUUGCACGGCGUCCUGGUGCACAGCGGUGACCUCAAUGCCGGUCAUUACUAUGCAUUCUUGAAGCCCGAGAAAGAAGGUCACUUCUAUAAGUUCGAUGAUGACCGAGUUACACGAGCCACAAUCCCCGAAGCCCUGGAAGAGAACUUUGGUGGGGACUACACACAAGCUAACGGCAACAUUGGCCAGCGGAAUCCCUACACCCGGACUUGGUCGGCCAAACGCUCUAUGAGUGCCUACAUGCUGGUGUACAUCAGAGAGAGCCGGCUAGACGACAUGUUACUGCCCGGAAAGGAGGUGAAGGCCCCUCAGCAUCUUGCCGAACGUGUCGCCGAAGAAAAGGCAGCAUUUGAGCGAAGGCGGAAAGAGCGCGAAGAAGCGCAUCUGUACAUGGAGGUUGCCGUCGCCUCCGAACGAGAAUUCCGGCUCCACCAAGGUUUCGAUAUCGUGCCUUGGAAAGCUGAGACGGAAAGUGACGCAAACCCCAAGAUAUACCGUGUGCUCAAGGCGACCACCGUACUUGACUUCAUGAAUACGGUAGCUGAAGAUCUCGGAACGGAGGCUGACCUGCUUCGACCCUGGUCCAUGGUCAACAGACAGAACGGAACCACGCGUCCAGACGUGCCCAUAGGGUUCCUUGAGAUGUCCAUGGACCUAGCCUGUCAAAAGUACGGUACAAAAACAGCACCCAUGAGACUCUGGAUCGAGAAGACCGAUCAACGCGAUGACGACGGCAAACCCGUGUUCGGUGGUGACCUUAUCGACGCCAAGAACCAGCAAGGCAGCAAGACGUUGAUGCUCUUCCUCAAGCACUUCGAUGCCAAGAAUCAAAGUCUCUACGGAGUUGGCAACGUCUAUGCGUCAAGUCUCGAUAAGGUCGGCGAUUUGGGUCCGCAGAUUUGCAAGAUCUUGGGUUGGCCCGCAUCAACUCAAUUUCAACUUUCCGAGGAGAUCAAGCAGAACAUGAUAGAGGCUAUGAAACCCAAGGUUACUCUCGCUCAAUCAGAGAUCCAGGAUGGCGAUAUUAUCACCGUGCAGAAGACGUUGUUGGAUAAGGAGAUCACCCAAAUCACCGCGUCAGGAGGCUACGGUAACGCCAAAGACUUCUAUGAUUAUCUUCUCAACCGCAUCCAAGUCGAGUUCGCGCCCCGGUUAGGCGAAUCGACGCAGCUGCCAACCUUCACGUUGACCUUGAGCAAGAAGAUGACCUACGAGCAGUUUUCCACCAAGGUGGCCGAGCACCUGAAGAUUGAGCCUACGCACGUCCGUUUUACGACAGUCAAUACUGCAGGAAAGCCAAAGUCACAGAUCAAGUACUCACAGCAGGGCACUUUAAAUAGCAUUCUCUUUCCGGGACCGUAUGCAUAUGGCGGCAACACGAUGCUCAGGUCGGAUCAGCUGUUCUACGAGGUACUAGAUAUGAGUUUGAAGGAACUGGAGCAAAGAAAGGCCCUGAACAUUACGUGGUUGCCGGAAGGCUUGACUAAAGAGGAGCAAUAUCAGUUGAUGAUCCCGCGAAAUGCCACUAUAGCCGAUGUUCUGGAAGCUCUACAGAAGAAGGCUAACAUAAGCGAUGAGGUCAUGGGGAAAGUGCGCGUAUUCGAAGCCCACAACAACAAAUUUUACAAGUCACUCAGCGCUGACUUCCAAGUCAUGGGCAUUGGCGAGUACCUGCAGCUUUACGCUGCGGCGUUCCCUGAUGACGAUUCAGCCAAGAAAAUCACCGUAUUCCACUAUGACAAGGAUGUUUCGAAGGUUCAUGGCAUUCCUUUCCAAUUAUCCCUCAAGGAGGGAGAGACCUUCAGCGAUACCAAGCAACGACUCUCAGACUUCACCAAGAUCAAAGGCAAGCAAUUUGAUAAAAUCAAGUUUUCUCUGGUCUCGAGGGCGACGUAUUCAAGACCAGAGCCAGUUGAAGAUGACGAGAUCUUGUGGGAUUUGAUAGGUGAUAGGGAUGAUAUAGCAAUCGGUCUGGACCACGCCAACAAGUCGCGGAGCUUCUGGGGCAAGUCUGAUUCCAUCUUCAUUCGAUGA
This is a messenger RNA of Didymosphaeria variabile, 3399 nucleotides long. It is a transcript of the gene UBP15, whose product is annotated as ubiquitin-specific protease ubp15. Lineage: Eukaryota; Fungi; Ascomycota; Dothideomycetes; Pleosporales; Didymosphaeriaceae. The coding region runs from base 1 to 3399 and encodes 1132 amino acids. The transcript is spliced from 4 exons. Gene Ontology annotation, cellular component: cytosol; nucleus. Gene Ontology annotation, molecular function: cysteine-type endopeptidase activity; protein binding; cysteine-type deubiquitinase activity. The record is from RefSeq and is a predicted model, not a curated record. Gene Ontology annotation, biological process: protein deubiquitination; regulation of protein stability.